Messenger RNA from Alexandromys fortis (reed vole), 3014 nucleotides. RefSeq names its product zinc finger protein 16 (gene Znf16). NCBI's taxonomy places the organism in Eukaryota, Metazoa, Chordata, Mammalia, Rodentia, Cricetidae. Gene Ontology annotation, biological process: regulation of transcription by RNA polymerase II. The record is from RefSeq and is a predicted model, not a curated record. Gene Ontology annotation, molecular function: DNA-binding transcription factor activity, RNA polymerase II-specific; RNA polymerase II cis-regulatory region sequence-specific DNA binding.
UUGGGCAAGCAUGGUGCCCAGCGCGACUCCCAUGAUAGAGCCAACAGUAUUUGCUGGGUGUGAACAGACGGGGGAGCUGAGGGAUGCUCAGAAUCUUGUCCUGAGCCAGUGGGCAAACUCUAAGUGCAUCCUGAUGUCUGGUGUCCUAGAGAGGACAGAUUCCAGUACUGAGGAGACACUGUAUUCUCAGGAGCACGUUUCUGACAAAUCAGACAGCAGUGCCAGUGGCUGUGCUGGUGAUGUUUCUCGGUCUCCAAAGCGAGGGUGCUGUGAUGAAGUGUGAGGAAGAAACUGGAAUGUCUCUGAAGGUGAGAGCCUGGUACAGCCCCUCUACUGGGAGGGAGACGGCACACCAGUGACCGUGUUCCUUAAGGGCCCCUUAGGGGAGAAAGGUCUGAUUUGUAAUGGUUUUGACAAAAACUUCAGUUUGAGCCCAAGUCCAUUAGUGUGUCAGGGAAUCUCUGCAGAAGAGAGGCCACAUCCACACUACACUCCAGAGAACUUACAGCACAAUAGAGACCUGACUGGCCAGGAGGGGCUUCCUACGCUUGAGAGCCCUGGGUGUAGGAAAACGUUCAAAGGAAACCUUGGCCUUGUUCAGCAUCAGAGAGCCAGCGUUGGAGAGAAAUCUUUCAUCUGUUCAGAAUGUGGGAAAUCUAUUAGCCAGAACUCUGUUCUUUAAAACCACUUGCAACCUUACCUAAAUAUGAAAACCUUCAGCCAGAACUCAAGCCUUAAAUGCCAAAAGUCUCCUGUGGUUGAGAAGAAGCCUUAUGAAUGCGGCGAAUGUGGGAAGGCAUUUAGGUGGCGCUCAAACCUCAACCAACAUCAAAGAAUCCAUUCUGAAGAAAAGCCUUACGCAUGCAGCCGGUGUGGGAAGGCCUUCAGGCGGAGCUCACACCUCACUAAACACCACAGGACUCACACUGCUGAGAAGCCUUUCGAGUGCGAUGAGUGUGGUAAAGUCUUUAGCCAGAGUGCAUACCUCCGGAAGCAUCAGAGGGUUCACACCGAGGAGAAGUCCUAUGGGUGUAAUGACUGUGGCAAGUCAUUCAGCCGCCUCCCGAAUCUCAUCAAGCAUCAGAGGGUCCACACCGGAGAGAAGCCUUACCUGUGCAGAGACUGUGGGAAGGCCUUCAGCCAGAGCUCCAGCCUCACCCAGCACCGGAGAAUCCACACUGGAGAGAAGCCUCACGUGUGCAGUGAGUGCGGGAGAACCUUUAGUUACAGCUCUGUGCUCAGGAAGCACCAGCUCAUUCACACCGGCGAGAAGCCCUACAGGUGCAGUGUCUGUGGGAAGGCCUUCCGGCACGGCUCAGCCCUCACCCAGCAUCAAGGUGUGCACACUGGAGACAAGCCCUACGAGUGCCACGAGUGUGGAAAGACCUUCAGCCGGAGUUCCAACCUCAUCCUUCACCAUCGAGUCCACACUGGAGAGAAACCUUAUGAAUGUACUGACUGUGGGAAAACCUUCAGCCAGAGCUCCACCCUCCUUCAGCACCAGAGGACCCACAACGGGUUAAAGCCACAUGAAUGUAACCAGUGUGGCAAAGCCUUCAACCGGAGCUCCAAUCUUAUCCACCACCAGAAAGUCCACACUGGGGAGAAGCCCUACACGUGUGUUGAAUGUGGGAAGGGCUUCAGCCAGAGCUCACAUCUCAUUCAGCACCGCAUAAUCCACACUGGAGAUAGGCCCUAUCAGUGCUGCAAGUGUGGGAAAGCCUUCAGCCAGCGGUCGGUCCUUACCCAGCACCUCAGCCUUCACACUGGCCUGAAGCAGCGGUCCAAGCUGGCUAAACACCAGUUAAUUCAUACAAAGGAGUAGCCUGGAGGCGGGGAGGAGGAAAGCUGAGCCUCGGUUCCUCUCUGAUUCUUCUGGCCCUUGUUUUAGUCAGCCUUCCUCUUCCUAGACUUGAAGCCAGGCUCACUGUUUUUUAUGCCCAGCUGCCACAAAACCUGGAGCCCUCCUUUGAAACAUCCUACAGGGGUCCCUUUUGCUGUUGCUGCCAACUUGGGACCUCUCUCUGCAUUCUGUUGUCUUUCUGGUUUGAAAACAGACUCGUGCUGGCUAAAAGGAAGACAUGACAAGACAUCCAUGUUCACAGCUUAUUCCUGUAAUCUAAAGGUACAGAAAUAGGUCAUGUGACCUUUGGCUGGAAAGAACCUCAGUAAUUCUUUCAUCUAGCAUUUAGUCAUAGGGGAUGAGUUCUGAUUUAGUAUUUACUACUGAUAUUUUGUUUACAACUGAAUGUAAGGGUCCAGUUGCCAUCUUCUCUGGCGGUGUUGCUCCACGUCCUCUCUCUCCCAUCCUGUACCUUAACCAGACCUACAGUCAGCUUAGCCGCCGCCGCCGCCACCUCCUCCUCCUCCUCCCUGCUCUGCUGUGCCUUAUGGAGCAGGACCCAGAAGCAGCUCUCUUCAUAGCGCGUCUCCUCCCCCACAGGUUUCCAGGCCAUCUUUCCACACAUGUAUCCACCAUCGUUUUCGGAGUACAUUCUUUCUGUUCUGUCUCAGGAGCCCAGAUAUCCAGAAAUGAGCUCACUGGACUAUAGGAGGACUUCUGGUGCUUAGAGAAAAGCUAGCUUCCUUGGGAACUUGUGAAACCCUUUCCCAUCAGCCAAAAGGAGCCACUUCCCUUACCUCUGGCAGAAGGGACAUAUAGCUCUGAAAGACAAGGACCUGUGGCUGCAGAUCAAAGGCCGGCUUCCUCCGUCCCUACUCAGUUAGUGGUUGUUCUACACUUCAGAGACCAGCUCUCUUACACUCCCCGACUCCUGAUGUUCUCACUAUUCUCUCCUCCUAUGCUCUGUCCUCUCUCUCUCUCUCUCUCUCUCUCUCUCUCUCGCUCUCGCUCUCGCUCUCGCUCUCGCUCUCCCUCGCUCCCUCGCUCUCUCUCCGUCUCCACUGUUCUCUCCCUCUGCCCUAACUCUGGUCGUGUCUCGGCUGCUGCAUUCUCUUUCUCUCCACUCUGGACUCCUCCGGAUGCCUCUGGAUAUUUUCUCUCUCUCUCUCAC